Clupea harengus (Atlantic herring) is the source of this 995-nucleotide messenger RNA. Its product is annotated as E3 ubiquitin/ISG15 ligase TRIM25-like. Lineage: Eukaryota; Metazoa; Chordata; Actinopteri; Clupeiformes; Clupeidae. The record is from RefSeq and is a predicted model, not a curated record. Bases 18 to 995 code for a protein of 325 amino acids. The transcript is spliced from 3 exons.
CACAGCACAAACGGAGAAUGGCAGAAGCGGCUCCAAAUAACCACGAACUUUUUACAUGUUCGAUUUGUUUGGAUCUUCUUAGGGAUCCAGUGACUACUAAUUGUGGACACAGUUACUGUAUGGGCUGCAUUACGAGCUGCUGGGAUCAGGAAGAUCAAAAGGGAGUCUACAGCUGCCCCCAGUGCAGACAGACGUUCAUCCCAAGACCUGUUUUAAGCAAAAAUAAUAUUUUUGCUGAGCUGGUGGAACAGAUCAAGAAGACCAGGAUCCAAGCUGCUGCUCCUGUUCCAUGUACGGCUGGACCUGGAGAUGUGGAGUGUGACGUCUGCACUGGGACAAAACGCAAAGCUGUGAAGUCCUGUCUGGAAUGUCUGGUUUCAUAUUGUGAAACUCACUACAAAGUUCACAAUGACAUACACCCUGGGCGAAAACACAAGGUGGUUGAUGCCACAGGCCAGCUACAAGAGAGGAUUUGCACCCAACAUGAGAAGCCUCUGGAGAUAUUUUGUCGUACGGAUCAAAGUUGUGUUUGUUUGCUCUGUCUGGUGGAUGAACACAAAGGCCAUGACACUGUGUCAGCCUCUGCAGGGAGGAGAGAGAAACAGACACACUUGGGGCAGACUCAGAGUAAAAUCCAGCAGAGAAUCCAGGAGAGAGAGAAGGAGCUGAAGGAACUGAAAAAGGCGGUGGAGACUCUCAAGAGCUCUGCACAGACAGCAGUGCAGGACAGUGUGAGGAUCUUUACUGAGAUGAUCCGCUCCAUUGAGAGAAGGCGCUCUGAGGUGAAAGAGCUGAUCAGAGAUCAGGAGAAGGCUGAGGUGAGUCAGGCUGACAGACUCCUGAAGCAACUGGAGCAGGAGAUUGCUGAGCUGAAGAGGAGAGAUGCUGAGCUGGAGCAGCUUUCACACACAGAGGAUCACAUCCAUUUCCUCAAGGUAACUGUUGAUGAUGGAUUAUUAGUGCACAGAAUGUUUGAGGGCACUGAUUUAUGUUGA